ACGAAAGUGCCACAGGAUGUGUUUAAGUAGUUUGAACGUAUCUACAGACGGGCGCCUUUACUGGAUAGUUGUAUUGUUAUGCUGCAUAUACAGGUCUUUGACAAAUAAUGUUAAAAAUUAUACUUUUUUAUGUUAAUACGAGAGACUGCAUCGUACUUUACACUCCUGCCCAACAGAUGGCGCUAUAUCGCACUGUACGUCACUAUGAGACUGACGGACAGGAAGAAGACAGGCAGCUUAGAAAAUAAACAAAAGACGAGCUUCGAUUAAUAAAUGUUUUUAAUAUUCACGAAACCCUUUUAACCACGAUUUCGCAGUCUUAUGUUGAUUUAUUAACGAGGUCUCUUAGAUCGGCCAUGAAUCCCGACCUAUCGCUGCGUGUGAGCGUAUUCUCCGAACAAGGAGGACGGAAAUACAUGGAGGAUUUAACGGAGGUGAUCGUGGAGCUCGAGCCAACCGACGACGAGCUGCAGGCGGCCGGACACACCGGUGCAAAGUUGGACCAAGAGCCUGACUCCGAAAGCGACCCUCCGGACUGCACAAACAAGCCAUUUCCCGUCACGGUAACGUGGAGCAACACACUUUCGAAUGACGCGAGUUACGGCACGGAGGAGCCCGGGACUGAACCGGCGGCACCGGACAGCAGGAGAUCGGUCGCGUUCUUCGCCGUGUUUGACGGUCACGGCGGGCGAGAAGCAGCGCUGUUCGCUCGAGAUCACCUCUGGGACUUUCUCAAGAAGCAAAGGGGCUUUUGGUCGAAGGAUUACUGGAAAGUUAGCGCCGCAAUUCGCAAGGGCUUCAUCGCUUGUCAUCACGCAAUGUGGAAGAAACUACCUGAGUGGCCGAAGACGUUAACUGGCCUCCCCAGCACCUCGGGCACUACAGCCAGUGUGGUGGUCAUCAGAGGGGACCGCAUGUUUGUGGCUCAUGUUGGGGACUCGUCUGUCGUGCUGGGGGUGAGAGAAGAUCCUUCUGAUAAAGUCAUCAAAGCUGUGGAGGUCACGCAAGACCACAAGCCGGAGCUCCCGAAAGAGAAGCAGAGAAUUGAGGGACUGGGAGGCAGUGUUGUGAAAAAGUCUGGAGUGAACCGCGUUGUGUGGAAGAGACCCAGAUUAACCCACAACGGCCCUGUUAGGAGAAGCACCCCGAUCGACCAGAUCCCCUUCCUCGCUGUCGCCAGAGCUCUGGGUGAUCUAUGGAGUUAUGACUUCUACAGUGGAGAGUUUGUGGUAUCUCCAGAGCCCGACACCAGUGUGGUGACCCUUGACCCUAGACGGCAUCGGUACAUCAUCGUUGGCAGUGACGGGCUUUGGAACAUGGUGCCGCCUCAAGAGGCAGUGACUGUGUGCCAGAGCCAUGAUGAAGCUGUUGCACCUUUCGGGAUUUCAGUUGCGCGGCGGCUAGGAUGUUAUGCAUUGAUGAGAUGGCGUCAGCGGAUGCUCCGUGCAGACAACACUAGCGUCAUAGUUAUCGCGCUGCCUGAGCCUGGCAAAGCCCACUUAUCUAUGCACAGAGACGAGGUGAUACUCAGCCUGGCAGAGGGUCCACACUGUGAUCCAGCAACAGGGUCCCGAUCCAACACACCUCUCAUCAAGACUCCGGAUCCAGACCUGUCCUCAGCCAGCAGUGAGUCUUUGCCAGCCCUGGAGAGGAGAAAUGGUUUAUCAGGAGUCGAUCUUAGUGCAGAACCCCCUUUAGAGGAAAACCUCCCUUACAUUGAUCUCAAUGACAGAGCUGCUUUGACUGUGUGCCACAGCGAGGCCAACCGAACCCCAGAGAUGCCCCUGUCUCCCCCUGAUGUGUCCAGUCCGGGAGGGAAGAGACCCAGACGCAGCCCUCUCACCCCCAGCAGCUCCCGCCGAAGGACUGAACGCUCCGUACUCAAACGCAACAGCACAAAGAGUACCAAACGCACACCCAAUGUCUCUAUACUACAGCAUCGCAAAGCAACCCUCUGCGCAUGCUAAAUUCUUCCGUCGGACUGUUAACACAAACUCGGAGACAAGUAAAGAUGGCCGUUCAGCCUACAUCCUGCUAUAUAAAAUUCUGCAUGGCCAUCUGAAUAAAUAACUGCUAUUGUUUGUUUCCAUGUUUUGAGUAUGUUCCACUGUUUCUGUUUCAUCUAUUUAUGGAACGUUCACAUCGUGUCGUAAUUACGAGGACUAGUAAAAACUUCUCCGUUGAACUUUGCAAUUUAUGAAAGCUCCAAUUUGACUGUCGUGACGUCAUGUAAAAAGAACCUAAAAGUUACUUUGCACAUAAUUCUGUUUAAUAUGCCAUUUUAUUAUAGCCUGUGUUACCUAAUGCCCUUUUUUUUUUUUCGAGAAUACUUGGAGGUGAAUUCAUAUUAAUAGUAAGCUGUACAUGGAUCCAUUUCGGCAUUAUGAAUGUUUCUAUAAAAACAUACUUUCUCUGAGGACAUGAAAAGCUCAGAGUAGAAUCUUUGAGUUGUCAUCCCAUGAUUACAGUAAAGCCAUCAUAAUGUGAAAGCAGCAUUAAUCAAUGAUUUUGUAGUCCAGUCUUGUGUUAUCAUUAUUUUUUUCUUCCUCUUUUAAUGGCUUGAAUAUUAAAAAAAAAUAAAUCGUUUUUAGCUUUUAGAGGGUAUUCUAUGAAAACAAAGACUGCAUAUCACUCCUAAAGUGUUCAUUUUAACCUCCCAUUUAAAUUAAAGAACAGGAUUAUUCAAGUCCAUCAUGAAUUGGAUAAGAGAUGUACAGAUUUCUGAAAAUGACCAAAUCGUUGGAGGUAUAACAAUAUAUAUUUUUGUACUUGUUAUAUUUUUUUACAUUUUCAAGAUACCCAUUUUAUUGUCCCAUGAUGCUGGUAUGCACAGUUGCCCAUGCCAGUAUACAUUCUUUGUGCAUUAACUAUUGGUAUAAAUAUUUUCAAAUGUAUUUGUUAACGUUGUCAUGUUAAAAUGUUUUUCUAAUUUUCAGUUGCUCCAUUUUUAAUUUUGAAAAAGCAUGAAAUGAAACUUGAGACAAAUCUCAUAUUACAAAGCAAAUGCAUACAUUUUUUGCUAAAAACUUGGUUAAAGGGGUGGGGAUUGCAUGUUCAUACCACCAUAUGAAUGAAGUACAGUUAUAUCCUUUAAAGCUACCUUUUUGUUGGGGAGUGUUUAUUCAGGGACUGUUGUAUGAUGGGAUCCAAAAUUGCUUCUGUAUUUCAAUAUUGCAAGUUAUUUAAUAUUCUUUCAUAUCAAUGUAUUGCAGAUAACAUAUUCCAACACCAGUUACAGAGCUAAAUUAAGUAAUGUGUAUUUAUAUACUAAUAUUUUGACUGUACAGCACAUUUUAAGCAGGUUGUUUGAUGCCCCAUGUUUAAGACUUUAUCUUUUGAGGGAUAUUUUCCAAUAAUAUGUCAAGGUUAAUGAUAAGUAUGAAAUAAAUAGUAUUAAACCAUAAGUACCAUUAUGUUUUUAUCCCUAAACGUGAACCUUUACCAUUUGCUGUGGCGGAGGUCUUGGUUGUGGUGUUGCCUUGAAUGACAAUGGCAUGAGUGCGUUUGCUGGAAUUUACUCAAAUAAGUAAAAAUGUCCUAAAGAAAUGUAGAAAAUGUAUAUGGCCUCUCUACUAAGGCCCUUAAUAAACAGUCCAGUAAAAAUCCAGUAUCUGCUCAAUCAGAUUCUGCAUAUUAAAAUUUGUCAGAGUGACUUUACUUUUUUUUUUACAAAAAAAAAAAAAAAAAACAGUCCCUUUUGAAAACAGUAGAGAUUUCCAAGUGUAAUGUCUCUGUGGUCUGAGCAAUAGAGGCAAUGGUGGUUUAUCUCUUGCACUGUGGUCUUCUGAAAUGUGUGGUUAGUCAUGAUAUUGAACUGCAUCUCUCUUUGGAAUAGGAUUGUAUAUCAGUGUUUUGGAUGCUGUCUUGUUCGGGGUUUGGUAUUUUUCCUGGAAUUGCAAUAAAGAAAUGUCAU
Messenger RNA from Xyrauchen texanus (razorback sucker), 3913 nucleotides. RefSeq names its product protein phosphatase 1D-like. The coding region runs from base 357 to 1967 and encodes 536 amino acids. Gene Ontology annotation, cellular component: cytosol; nucleus. Lineage: Eukaryota; Metazoa; Chordata; Actinopteri; Cypriniformes; Catostomidae. Gene Ontology annotation, biological process: protein dephosphorylation. The transcript is spliced from 6 exons. The record is from RefSeq and is a predicted model, not a curated record. Gene Ontology annotation, molecular function: cation binding; protein serine/threonine phosphatase activity; mitogen-activated protein kinase binding.